This is a messenger RNA of Coregonus clupeaformis (lake whitefish), 2092 nucleotides long. RefSeq names its product chromodomain Y-like protein. Gene Ontology annotation, cellular component: nucleus. Gene Ontology annotation, molecular function: transcription corepressor activity. NCBI's taxonomy places the organism in Eukaryota, Metazoa, Chordata, Actinopteri, Salmoniformes, Salmonidae. The record is from RefSeq and is a predicted model, not a curated record.
UCUUCAACAGGUUUGGCUAUCAAGUCUAGGCUCCAAAACCGCAUCAUUGUGCGCAAAACAUGCGCAGCUGUGAGCGCAAAAUAAAUAGUUCCGCACAUAGACCCAGAGACAAAAAGUUCGGCUGGACAGAACACCACCUAGAGUACCUAGCUAACGUUACGGGGAUUGGGAGCAGGCCAAAGACAACUCACGUAAACUGGGCUUCAUCAAAUCUGGAGGUGCUUUCAACCGAAGAAGAUUAGCCAAACGGCGAGAGAAAUUGCAACUCAUAAUGGCCUCGGGAGAGCUUUAUGAGCCUGCCUCAGCUUCACCACUGUCUGCCUCAUCACUGGUUGAGAGAAUUGUGGACAAACGGAAGAACAAGAAGGGAAAGAUGGAGUACCUGGUGCGGUGGAGGGGCUAUGGCUACGAAGGGGACACCUGGGAGCCCGAGAUGCAACUCUCUGCCUGUGUGGAGUUCAUCCACGAUUUUAAUCGGCAACACAGUGAAAGACAGAGAGACGGCACAUUACUGCGCUCCACUCGAAGCACGGCCCACAGCUACAGUUCGAGAAACAACGCCCGCAAGCAGAUCUGCAGGCCUCAGCCACACAGUGGAGCAGGAAGCCAUGCUCUAGUAAAACCCGGGAAUGCCCCUUCGCCCCCCACAGCAGCUAUGGCCAUCUCCAAACAGUUGCCACCACUUGACACUGGCAUGGCAGACGCUAAAACGAACAUACAGCAGCUUAACUUGAGCCAAAAGUACAGCGUUUCGGCCACCGGUGCCAUUUGUAGCCCGGGCUUCACAAGUGGGCCUGCGGCUUCUCCGGUGGGCACGGUGCGUCGGAGCAUGGACCUGGCCAAGUCCGGGAUCAAAAUCCUGGUACCCAAAAGCCCCAUGAGCAGCCGGGCGGACUCUGAGGAGUCGCCUAGCGAGGCGGCCCACUGUCUGGAUCAAGGGGGGCAGGAGCAGGACUCGGUGCCCCCAGAGGUGGCCCUUUUGGAAAAGCCUCCGGGGUUGCUGCUGGGGCCUGGGGAAGAAAGGGCGCGCAUGGGGACCCGGCCCAGGACUCAAAGCCCAUUAAUCCCUCAGCAAGUCCCCAUAACACCUGCAUCCAUACGCACGCUCAAUGGGAAAGGGACAUCAACACUCAUGCAGGCUCUGGCGGCCAAUGGGACAGCUAGCCUGCAGAGUGCAGUGGCAGGAGUCACCGCAGUCUCCGGGGUGGCGGGGAAACGGCGCUUUGGGGAGCAGCGCUCGGUCUUCGAUAAGCGCCUUCGGUUCAGUGUCCGGCAGACGGAGAGCGCCUAUCGCUACAGGGACCUCGUCGUCAAGAAGCAGGACGGCUUCACCCACAUCCUGCUCUCCACCAAGUCCUCGGAGAACAACUCACUCAACCCCGAUGUAAUGAAGGAGAUACAGAGUGCCAUGGCCACGGCGGCGGCAGACGACAGCAAGCUGGUCCUGCUAAGCGCCGUGGGCAGCAUCUUCUGCUUCGGCCUGGACUUCAUCUACUUCAUCAGGCAUCUCACCGACGACCGCAAGAAGGAGAGCAUCAAGAUGGCAGAGACCAUUAGGACAUUCGUGAACACGUUCAUCCAAUUCAAGAAGCCCAUCAUCGUAGCCGUGAACGGGCCGGCGGUGGGCCUCGGAGCCUCCAUCCUCCCGCUGUGUGACGUUGUCUGGGCCAACGAGAAAGCCUGGUUUCAGACGCCCUAUACCACCUACGGACAGACACCCGACGCUUGCGCCUCCCUCACCUUCCCUCGCGUCAUGGGCGUGGCCUCGGCCAAUGAGAUGUUGCUGAGUGGGCGGAAGCUGACAGCCCAGGAGGCCUGCGCUAAAGGCCUCGUGUCCCAGGUGCUGUGGCCCGGGACUUUCACUCAGGAGGUGAUGGUUCGCAUUAGGGAGCUAGUCUCUUGUAAUUCAGUUGUCCUGCGGGAGUCAAAAGCACUGGUGCGAAACGCAAACCGGGCCGCCCUGGAGCAGGCCAAUGAACGCGAAUGCGAGGCACUGAAGAGAGUGUGGGGCUCCUCGCAGGGGGUGGACUCCAUCCUCAAAUACCUGCAGAAGAAGAUUGAUGAGUUUUAAGGAAAGCACGUAUCCCCCCCC